Messenger RNA from Ictidomys tridecemlineatus (thirteen-lined ground squirrel), 3972 nucleotides. RefSeq names its product partner and localizer of BRCA2 (gene Palb2). The record is from RefSeq and is a predicted model, not a curated record. Gene Ontology annotation, cellular component: nucleoplasm. Lineage: Eukaryota; Metazoa; Chordata; Mammalia; Rodentia; Sciuridae. Gene Ontology annotation, molecular function: protein binding; DNA binding. Gene Ontology annotation, biological process: double-strand break repair via homologous recombination.
AGCUCGAGUGGGCCAGCUGAUCGCGUGCUGAGGGGAUCCCGGCUCCCUAUUCCUUCCCGGGGUGCCUCCUGGACCUAGGUCCAACUGGGUCCCCGCGUCCGCAGGGCCGGGGCUGCUGUUUUCGCUUGGCCUCCAGCUCAAUGGAAGAGCCUUCCGGGAAGCCCCUCAGCUGUGCGGAGAAGGAAAAGUUGAAGGAAAAAUUAGCCUUCUUGAAAAGGGAAUACAGCAAGACACUGGCCCGCCUUCAGCGUGCCCAAAGAGCUGAGAAGGUUAAGAAUUCUGUUAAGAAAACAGUAGAACAGGAUUGCUCGCUCCAGCAAGAAAUCUCAUCACAGCUAAACCACUCAGAACCUAAAAAUGAAGGAUCUCCUUAUAAGGAGUUACAAAUCAAUGUCCGUCUGGAUGGCAACACUGGAGAAAAGACACCUAUAACACUUGCUGCUGAGCCUGAGUCUUUUAACCCUGAAGAUGGCCCAGAAGAAGGAUUACGUGUUUCAGGAAUGGAUGACAUCCAAGAACAUUGUCCCUACAGGGCAAAUGGCCCUGAUAGUGAGAAAAGGCAGAGUAAGCUUCCAGGGAGAAGAAAGAAGCAGCCAAAGAGAGCACAUGUCUCACAGGAGGGCGAAUGUUUCUUUGACACUGAUUCACUCAUACUCUCUGGAAAAAGACUAAAGAAACAGGAAGCAAUCGGUAGCAAAAAUCCUAGGUCACCAAUAACUGAAAUACCCUCCCUUUCAAGUUGUAAGUCUGAAAUUCCAGAUUCUCCAGCACCACUUGUAGAAACUGAUGGAGAGAAUAUAUUAAUUCCAUCAAAUGCCAAAUCAGAAAGAGUUGAUACCCCAUUUAAAGGAAAUAAUUUCUCCAAUAACACUGAAGAUCCUUUGCAUACUAUACCAGAUAACAGUAAUCAUGAGUACCUUGAACAUAUGCCUCCUAAAGGUAAUUGUGAACUCAUUACUCAGGGGUUUAAAAACAUUAGCCUUACUUCACCCAUAAACCCGGAGGUACAAGGCCACCAAAUGACUGUCUCUCCAGAUAGCACAGUAGUAAAUAAAGCUGCAGGCACCACUGGCCAGCUGCCUAGAAGUCCUUCAUUAGAGGCAGAUAAUUCAUGUUCUGCAAGUGAACUCCCUUAUAAUAACUUACCAGCAAAGAUAAAGCAAAACUUAAAAGAACAAAAUCACACCAAGGAAUCUACCAUUAAUGCUUUUAGUGAUAGAAAUGAAAAUCUUCAAGAAAAUGAGGUUCUAAGUCAAUCUAAGAGUCUUAGCCCGGAAGCAGUCCCUUCUGUUUCUACAGAAAAUCAAAUACAUUCUUGCACAGUGCUUGAAGGCCUUUUGUUUCCGGCGGAAUACUAUGUUAGAACAACACGUCGCAUGUCCAAUUGCCAGAAGAAAGUAGCCCUAGAAGCUGUAAUUCAAAAUCACUUGGGUGGCAGGAAGAAGGAGUUUAAAAAUAAAAGUAAGGAAGCACCUAAAAAUUUAAACCCUUCCAAUGAAAAUAGUGCCCAGAGUGAAACUGAGAUUUUGGACACAGGCACAGGACAAGCAAUCUCAAGAAGUCCUCAGGAGCUUCUCUCUCCCCCUGACAUCAGCUCUCCCCCUGGGUCCACUGAAGAUAACAACUGUUCUAGGAGGGCUCUUUUGCAGCCAUCUGGUAGAAGACACAGAGGAAAAAGGAAAUCAGUCUGCACCCCAGCACUAGGUCAUAGUGAACUGAUUUGGCCAAUUUUCAGCACAUUGGGUGUUAACAGAUCCAAGGAAGAAGUCACCUUGGGCAGGCAGCAGAAUGAAAAAGCCAUUAUUCAUGGGAAGGAAGUUCAUUGUCGAAAAAAGGACUCCCUCUCUUCCAUUAAUAACGCUUAUUUAGCUUUGGAUGAUGCUUUCAGUGUUCCAUUUUAUAAAAAUGAAAUGCUAAGUUUAAAGCAACUGUUGUCUUUUCUCAAUGUCACAGACUUUCAGUUACCUGAAGACGACUUUGGGCCUCUUAUGCUUGAAAAACUGAAGUCCUGCUCAGAAAAACUUAUUGAGCCUCUGGAAUCAAAAAUGUGCAAGGAGAGGUAUCUUAAAGAGGACAAUUGUGUUGUUCUGGAGGAACUGAGUCCUAAACAAAUAGAUGCCGAAAUGGAGGACUCAGAAGAGGACCUUAUUGCUAUACUAAGAAAAGCACAUCGUCAAAUACCAAAUCUAAAACAUCAGCCUACCAACAAGGGCCUUUCUUCGUCCAUGAUACUUUUUACUCCUUUAAAUACUUCUGCAUCUGACGAUAAUAGUACACCCGCUGUGGACCUGUGUUCAUCUGCUCUCCCCAUGUUAGGCACUACUCCAGCCCUUGGUUCCCAGGCGUACUGUGAAAAAGCAUCUGCCAAGGUCAUUGGACAAACUUGCUCUGCAUCCCAGCUUUCUACCCCGGAAGACACAGUCAGCCUGGCUAGUGACAGUAAGCAGUACGACAGUUCCACCAGCUCACCCAAACUGGGAACCAGCCUGCAUGUGUCAGGUAGGCAAGAACAGCCUGCCCAUGACCAUGACUCUGGCCUCCAAGCAACACCUCUACCCACUGAGUCAUUCACUUUCAGAGAAAAUCAACUCUGUGGAAAUAGGUGCCUGGAGUUGCAUAAACAUUCCAUUGAACAGACUAAAGUAGCAGAUCUUCCCACCUGUGACAGCUUAAACCCGGGCAGCCUACAACUGAUUUCCAAGUUAAAGAAUCCUUCUGGUUCCUGUUCCGUGGAUGUGAGUGCCAUGUGGUGGGAACGAGCUGGUUUUAAGGAGCCAUGUAUCAUAACAGCCUGUGAAUAUGUAGUUUCUCUUUGGAGACCUCUGGAUACUUGGCAGUGGGAAAAAAUCUACACCUGGCAUUUCACAGAGGUACCUGUGUUACAAAUAGUUCCAGUUCCCGAUGUUUGUAAUCUUGUAUGUGUGGCUUUGGGAAGUUUGGAGAUCAGAGAAAUCAGGGCAUUACUUUGUUCCUCUGAGGAUGAAAGUGAAAAACAAGUACUACUGAAAUCUGGAAACAUAAAAGCUGUGCUUGGCCUGACAGGGAGGAGGCUCGUUAGUAGCAGUGGGACCCUUUGUGAUCAGCAAGUGGAAAUCAUGACUUUUGCAGAGGACGGAAGAAGCAAAGAAAAACAGUUUUUGAUGCCCCCUGAAGAGACUAUACUUACUUUUGGUGAGGUCCAAGGGAUGCAGGAAGCUCUGCUUGGUACUACUAUCAUGAACAACAUUGUUAUCUGGAAUUUAAAAACUGGUCAACUCCUGAAAAAGAUGCACAUUGACGAUUCUUAUCAAGCUUCCGUCUGUCACAAAGCCUAUUCUGAAAUGGGGCUCCUGUUUGUUGUUCUGAGUCAUUCUUGUGCCAAAGAGAGGGAGGCGUUGGGCAGCCCUGUGUUUCAGCUGAUUGUGAUUAACCCUAAGACGACCCUGAAUGUGGGCGUGAUGCUGUACUGUCUCCCACAGGGGCAGGCUGGAAGGUUCCUAGAAGGGGACGUGAAAGAUCAUUUUGCAGCAGCAGUCUUGACUUCUGGGACAAUUGCCAUUUGGGACUUACUUCUGGGUCAUUGUACUGCUGUCCUUCCACCCAUCUCUGACCAAAAUUGGUCUUUUGUUAAAUGGUCUGGUACAGAUUCUCACUUACUGGCUGGACAAAAAGAUGGAAAUAUAUUUAUAUAUCGCUACAUAUAAGUUAAGAGGGAAAUAACAGUUUUCUGGAGAUGUUUGGCCUCUUUUUUUUCCCUUUGGAGUACAACUGUAAAGGAAUAUCUGAAUGACGUUUAAAAUAAUUACUUGUGUCCAUCCAAAGAGACUUAUUUUUAUUCUGCUGGUGGUGGCACUACUGAUCUUGAGUAUUUGUUUAUACUUACUUUGGGGGGAAAGGGCUUUAGGUCAUUUUUUGUAUUCCCAAUAUUUGCACAUUUGCUUUUAAUAAGUGUAUAUAAAAAUUCAAAUGUCAAUAAAUAUUUAUUUUGAUAAA